Messenger RNA from Lampris incognitus (smalleye Pacific opah), 265 nucleotides. It is a transcript of the gene gnrh2, whose product is annotated as gonadotropin-releasing hormone 2. Gene Ontology annotation, cellular component: extracellular region. Gene Ontology annotation, biological process: multicellular organism development. Bases 8 to 265 code for a protein of 85 amino acids. NCBI's taxonomy places the organism in Eukaryota, Metazoa, Chordata, Actinopteri, Lampriformes, Lampridae. Gene Ontology annotation, molecular function: hormone activity. The transcript has 3 exons. The record is from RefSeq and is a predicted model, not a curated record.
GAAUAUCAUGUAUGUACUUCGAAUGGUGUUGCUGCUGGGGCUGCUGCUAUGUCUGGGGGCACAGCUGUCCAAUGCUCAGCACUGGUCCCAUGGUUGGUACCCUGGAGGCAAGAGAGAGCUGGAUUCAUUCGCAAACUCAGAGAUUUCCGAGGAGAUUAAGCUGUGUGAGGCAGGGGAAUGCAGCUACCUGAGACCCCAGCGAAGGAGCAUUCUGAGGAACAUUUUCUUGGAUGCCGUGGCUAGAGAGUUCCAGAAGAGGAAGUGA